CCCAUUUCAAAGGAUUCAAGCUGAGCAGCUGCGAUAGAAUGAGUCGCAGUCUCCAGCAUGACUGGUUCUAACUCACCAUUUCAAAAUGCAUGCGAAUCGCCGGACUUGCAAUUCGCCAUGGACUUGAGCGAGGGCGGACGCCGCACAGAUACCGACCGCACUGAACGUCUGGGGAGGCAAGCCAUUUCCUUUGACCGUGAUGGGUUCACGAAACUUCGGGAGAGGCUAUCAGCGAUGGACGUUCGCGGCGAAGGGAUCGCAUCGUCGACAACCACACAAUCUCUUAUACACUCAAUAUCACACAACUCGACUUCAGUGCUCUCUCUUGCUGUUGAUGCCGAAAACGAGCUGAUCUUCAGCGGAUCCCAGGGCGAAUGCAUCUAUGUAUGGGACCUACAUACUUACUUUCCCAGAGCCCGACUCGAAGGCCACACCUCUUCAGUCCUAGCGCUGGAGUUUGCUCCCGAAAGAAGUUGGCUUUUCAGUAGCAGCGGGGACAACACGGUGCGAAUUUGGGACACAAAAUCUCUGAAGCCCAUCUACGUCGUAUACCCGGCUGACGACAAUGUUGGCGAUAUUUUUGCGCUGAAAUGGUGUGAGGAGUUGGAAACGCUCUUUCUCGGGUGUCAGAACACGUCGAUACAGUGGAUCAGCUUUACCGGUGCAGACCCAUCGCGGUCAGCUGGUGUCAAAGAGGACACUAGCACCAAGCAGCACCCUGCUUUCUCUGCACCGCUUGGAGAGAGCAAGGGCACGCCUUUCGACACGCCGAUACACAAGCCCAACAAAUUCUUCGAUGGGGCCCCACUGUCCAUGCGGCGAACAACCUUGGCAAGCAACGCAGGAGCUACGCCGUCAAGACACCAGACGGAACUCAUCAGUCAUGCAUCCAUCCUUCCAACAAUACCGGCGGAGUCUGAGCCUGAGGCUGAAGCUGUGCAACUUUCGAGCAGAUGCAUUGUCGCAAGCGCGCAUUACGGGUACAUUUACGCCUUGGAGCUCGUGCGACUUUCACCGGACAAGCCUCUGGUACUGAUAAGCGGGUCAGGCGACGAAGACAUCAAGCUAUGGCAGGUUGAGUCGCCUUCGCCCGACCGACCUUUCGGUGGCUUGCAUCACCUCGCAACUCUCCACAAUUCAGAGGCGGGUGUCCUAGCGCUCGCUACCUGGCAGAGCACUCUCUUUGCAGGCCUUCAAGGUGGACAUGUCGAUGUCUGGGACCUGGAGACUCUGACAGUGCUGAGGACGCUCAAGGCAGGUAGCGAUGAUGUGCUAUCACUCAGCGCGUUGAGAGCCUCUGGCUUAAAAGGGUCGUCCUCGGUCAUGUUCACAGCCUGCGCAGAUGGCACUGUCAAGCGUUUUGAUGCUCGAUUCCGCUGCACAGCUGAGUGGAAAGCUCAUGAUGGUGUAGUACUGUGUUCUGUGAUUGCGAUGCGUCCCGUUUCUCAGCAAGCCUCAUCAUCUCACUGCUUAGCGACGGAGGCACGGCUGCUUACAGGGGGUUCGGAAUCACUGCUCAAAAUCUGGAAUAUCUCAAGCAAAAACUCGCUUUGCAGCCAAGUACCCACGUCGGCUGCGCACGCAAUCCUUGGCACAUCGUUCGAAAGCCUCUCCGGCACGCCGGGAACUCCAACGUCAGGCGCGGACUUCAAAGUGUUGAGCAAAGAGCAAAGCGAUGCGAUGCUGGUGCGGUCUCUCUCCGACUUUGUCGGCUUCCAGAGCGUCAGCAGCGAAGACACGCGGGAGCAAUGCAGGCAGUGCGCUCUUUGGCUGAAGAACUGCCUGACAGAGCUGGGUGCAGAGGCCAAGAUCAUUGCCGGCGCGCCACAUCGGAACCCGCUCGUCAUGGCCACGUUCCGCGGCAGAUCGUCCCUGCAGGAAGCUGGUUUAUCCGGUCCUGCCGCCGCGAAGCAGAAGAAGAGAAAGCGUUGUCUGUUCUACGGACAUUAUGACUGCAUUGGAGUGGACGGGCGGAAGUGGGAAUCGGAUCCUUGGACCAUGGUGGGGCGAGACGGGUAUCUAUACGGCAGAGGUGUAAGCGAUAACAAGGGACCAACGUUGGCGGUCGCGUACGCUGCGAGUCAGCUGCUUAGUCGACGAGAAUUAGAAAACGAUUUGGUUAUGCUGAUAGAGGGCGAGGAAGAGCGAGGCAGCGUCGGCUUCAAAGAAGCACUCAUGAAGGCCAAAGAGGAGAUCGGCCCUAUUGACGUCGUGCUCUUGUCCAAUUCGUACUGGCUUGGAGAGGACAAUCCGUGCAUGACGGUUGGCCUACGUGGUGUGGUUCGCGCGACUGUCCGGAUAUCGGGACGCAUGUCAGAUGUGCACUCUGGUGUUGAAGGUGGUGCUGUGCGCGAGCCAAUGGUCGAUAUGAUUAAUCUGCUCAGCCAAGCCUCAACAGGCGACAAGGUAUUAAUCCCGCAAUUCUACGACGCAGUGCGCGUAGUUACGCCAGCCGAGCGGGAAUUCUACGCCUCGAUCGCAAAAAUGAACCAAUCAAGAGCGCGCAACGCCGAGGACUUGAUCGCUCGUUGGCGUCUUCCGACGUUUAGUGUUCAUGGCAUCGAAGUCAGUGGGCCGGGUAACAACACUGUGAUUCCCAACACAGUCGAAGCGGCCGUGAGCAUUCGCAUUGUGCCCGAUCAGUCCCUCAAGAAGGUCACUGCGUCGCUCAUUAGCCACAUCGAAAGCACGUUCAAGCAGCUCCAUUCGUCCAAUGAGCUCUCUGUUUCCAUCGACCAUUCGGCCGAUUGGUGGUCCGGUAAGCAGGACUCGCCGUUUGCGAUGGCACUCGCCAAGGCGAUCGAGGAGGAGUGGAACCAGUCGCCGGUGAAGAUCUGUGAAGGAGGGUCAAUCCCAGCGGUUGCCAUUCUGGAGAAGGAACUCAAUGCGCCAGCCGUGCAUCUGCCUAUGGGCCAAGCCUCGGACAGCGCGCACUUAAGCGACGAGCGCAUGCGCUUGCUGAACCUGCAGAAGGGCAAAGCGGUGCUUUCGACAUUUUUUAAGAGUCUACCGUCUUUGUAACGGUAGCACUAGCAUGUAUAGAAUGAGUUUAGUGCAUCUCAAUGCGAAAG
Molecule: messenger RNA, 3071 nt
Organism: Tilletiaria anomala UBC 951
Lineage: Eukaryota; Fungi; Basidiomycota; Exobasidiomycetes; Georgefischeriales; Tilletiariaceae
Product: Zn-dependent exopeptidase
Exons: 5
Coding region: 58-3021 (987 amino acids)
Biological process (GO): glutathione catabolic process; proteolysis
Molecular function (GO): protein binding; peptidase activity
Source: RefSeq, a predicted model, not a curated record